This is a messenger RNA of Naumovozyma castellii, 198 nucleotides long. RefSeq names its product F1F0 ATP synthase subunit k (gene ATP19). Bases 1 to 198 code for a protein of 65 amino acids. The transcript has a single exon. Lineage: Eukaryota; Fungi; Ascomycota; Saccharomycetes; Saccharomycetales; Saccharomycetaceae. The record is from RefSeq and is a predicted model, not a curated record.
AUGGCCAAUACAUAUGAAAUAAUGGGAAGAGUUAUCCAACCUCAUCAGUUGGCUGUUGCAACUAUCGGUGCAGUAGCCCUUAUUGCUCUACCUAACCCUUUUGCUUGUAAGAAGGAGAAAGUAGCAGAGAUCAAAGGUAAGUCACCUGAGGAAGACAAAUUUAUUAAAGAAUAUCUGGAAGCGCAUAAACUAAAGUAA